UUUGGGGGAGAAAAGAAUGAAACUAUAGAAAUGAUAGUUAGUUUUUGUGCUAUUGUAAAGCUUUAGAUUAAAUUGUUGAUUUUCUUAGGUGAAAAACUUGUAGGCCCAUCUUAAGUGGUCGCUUUAGUUCCCCAAAAAGCUCAGAUGCGAUGUAUUGUAUGUACUAUACUUUGUGGUAGUAGUUGUCCAAUGGAGGUAAAAUCCCUGCACCAAUCGUUGUUGCAUUCAAACACCCAAAAUACGGUUGUACGAAUGUCUCAAUCCAAUAUCCUGUAUAAUCCGGCCAAUUAAACAGGCCUAAAGAGUAUUAUAGGAAUUACUCAUUUAUGCUGAUUCCAUUUUUAUUCCGUCAAAAAGACCACCCACAGUUGUCCCCAUUCCAGCUUUGUAACCUUUGUCCAUUUCUCCUCCUCCUCGUCCUUCCAUUGGGCAUCCGUUUUGUAUAUAUAUUAAUAUUAUCUAUACCAUUUAAUUAAGUGGAGGGUCACCACCACCACCACCAUUUCCUCAAAUUGGAUGGUAGUAGAAGAUCUAGCAACUUCCAUCAACUUUUAUUCAUAUCAAGCCAAGCAAGCUCUGAACUAGUCUUUCUUUUCCACUGUCUCCUUUAGAGGUUUUCACUCUCCCCACUUCAACUUAGAGGUUUAAAUUUAAUCUUGUGAACCAUAAAUUGGAUUUUUGUUAUAUUUGUAAGGUGCAGCGCAGUCCCCACCUGAAAGUAUUAAAUAUUAACUGUUAGGCAUAGUCCAAACAGUUAGUUUCAAGGUUUUUGUCCCUGGGAUGAUGUCAACAUCCCAGAAACAGCGCAAGCACAACCCUGGCCCUGAUAUUGUAAGGUGCCUCUAUGAUGAAAGUGGCUUGUGCUGUCUUAUAUGUCCAUUCUCGAUAUCUUCAUCAUUCAAUUGAGUGACACUUCUAACAUACCCUAAAUUCAAUAUUUUUUCCAAAGAGAAAUAGAAGGUUUGAUGUGCUGAAAUUGGGACAAUUUAUCACACUAUUACGUGGAGGAAAGUGGUGAAAGUUACAUCAACAUAUCAAUAUCUUAUCUUGAUUACUUUGCUUGAUAAUGGGUGACAUCAAAUGCACAAGCUGCCUAUCACGCGUCUAGGAUGUGUCACCACAUGAACGGCUAAGAUUAAAAAUCGGAAUUUAAAAGGAUGAAAAAGAUCACAUAAUUUCACUACUUGGGGAAAUGAUGAAUAUAAAUAACAGUAGAAUCCACCUAGUUUCCUUAUACCACAAAGUUGGUUGGAGCCACUUUCUUUCUUGUAAAAGAAAAGGAAAGCAGGAGAGGAAAAUAAGAAAGAGUCAGAAACUUGGAGGAACUUGCGAAAAUGGUUCAAGAGGGAAUCCGAAAGGGGCCAUGGACUGAACAUGAAGAUGUUCAGCUUGUUUUCUACGUGAAGUUGUUUGGGGAUCGCAGAUGGGACUUCGUAGCCAAAGUUUCAGGUUUGAAAAGAACUGGAAAGAGUUGCCGGUUGCGUUGGGUUAAUUACCUCCACCCUGGCCUUAAACAUGGCAAGAUGACUGCCAAUGAAGAGCGGCUUGUGAUUGAACUUCAAUCUAAAUGGGGAAACAGGUGGUCAAGAAUUGCGCGGAAGUUACCGGGGAGAACUGACAAUGAGAUCAAGAAUUACUGGAGGACCCAUAUGAGGAAGCAGGCUCAAGACAGGAAAAGAGCCGUGUCUCCUACUCCAUCAACUUCUAAUUCAUCUUCUUUCGAGUCUAACGAUCCUCCGGUGGACUCGAUGCCCUCUAUGGAAACCAAGGACCAGAGCUUUUAUGAUACAGGGGGACUUGAGAUGUUGGCUCCAAGGGGAAAGAACACCAAACAAGAAGAGGAAGGGAUUGAAAAAGGAUACUCUCUGGAUGACAUAUGGAAAGAGAUUCCACCUUUUGAAAUCGACACAACAAAAGGUUAUAGCGAAGAGGGAUGCAAUUUCUCCAGCCAAACAAUGGCUUCUCCAAUUUGGAACUAUUUUCCUGAUAUGCUAUCGAUGAUGGAAGGAGAGGAGAGUUCGGUAUUCGUCCCCACCAUGACCGGACAAAUUUUUGCAGGCUAUGAACAACUUUAACCGCAAGCUAAUCGCAGAUUCUUAUUUGUUUGUGAUUUGUUCAUAGAUGUAAUAUAAUCCUAAGGAAGUCGUAUUUCAUAUAGUUCGUGCCUCUAUCUGUGUCUGUGUCUGUGUCAUGUGUACUCGACCAGUUUGCGUUCCCCUUUUACUAGAUGAAGAUCAAUUUGUGGCUUUUAACA
Molecule: messenger RNA, 2254 nt
Organism: Rhododendron vialii
Lineage: Eukaryota; Viridiplantae; Streptophyta; Magnoliopsida; Ericales; Ericaceae
Product: transcription factor MYB48-like
Exons: 3
Coding region: 1335-2075 (246 amino acids)
Biological process (GO): regulation of DNA-templated transcription
Cellular component (GO): nucleus
Molecular function (GO): sequence-specific DNA binding; DNA-binding transcription factor activity
Source: RefSeq, a predicted model, not a curated record